UUGAGCUUUUUCUGGCACACACAGUGUGGAAUCACUUUUACUAAGAAUACUUUGAAAUUUGAUUCACUCUUUUUUUUUAAGGUUGUAAUCCACUGAAUUAUCUGUGGAAUAUUUGUAUUUUGACGGUUACACAUUUAAUUUAGCACUUUCAAAGGAAAACCUGUAGUUGGAAACAUUGUCCUCAUGCUGAUGUCUCUCCCCUGCCCAUCUUCUGUAGAAGCUUUGAAUGUCUGUCUGCUUUCAUCUAUUGUGACUGCACUACUACAGUUCCAAACUACAGAAUUCUUCACAGCCUUACAAGGUGGCAAAAAUAAAAAAUAAUCUUUUUGAGCUGGUAUAAUCCAUGUAUUUGGAUUAUAUGUUGUUGGAUUUGAAUACAAUUGGGGCUAAUGAAUGUUUGUGGCAUCCAUAUUGUAAUGGUAGUGCUGUCCCUACUUCUGAAUAAACGUUCUCACUAACAAGUUUCUUCCCCCCUUCCUCUUUUGUGCAUUCCUUCUGCCCCUCAAAUGUGCAUUUAUAUCAUGGUCUCUCAUCUGCAUCUGGGACUGGACUCUCCCUCUCCUCCAGUCAACAUACACGCAUCAGCUUUCACCUCCCAAUCACUCUUAUUCAUUAUGUUCCCAAAACCUACCUGCUAUCCAUGAAAUGGACAUAUUUUCAGACAUUUCAGAGGAUGAUCAUCUUGGUAAACCCAUGUAUACACCCUCAGAUACCAUAGUCUUCAGCCCUGUGAAAGAAACACCAGUUCAUGGCAUAAAUGAACAGAAGUUCCCAACUUACCACUUGGAACUUACGGAUCUUUUGGUGGCUGACCAUUGUCUCCCUCUUGCAAUAGAGAGAGCUGCUCAUAAAAAUACCGAUCACGAAGAUUCUGUGUCUCAUUUUCCAGUUAGUGCGAGCAAACAUUUUCCUUUCAAUUUCUCUUCUCUGCUUGAUGAGAAUGGUUACAUUAGCUUUCCUAGCCUUCCAGAAGUUUGCAUCUCAUUCCUCCCACCUUAUCUUCAGCAUUAUGUUCCCAUUACUUCUCCCUCAUUCAUUCCCUCCUUCUUCCUCAUCUUUGUGCUGCUUCUCUGUACCAUCCAGUCUAUUCCUUUCUCACUCACAUUGUCCCUUCCUGUUGCUCUGUCCCUCUGCUACCUGGAGCCUAAGGCAAUUUCUCUGACCACCUCUAAUGACACUGCUCUAAAAGACAAAGCUGAGGAAGAGGAGGUGUGUAACUUUGUUGCCUAAAUUGCCACUUGCAUGUAGAUUUCUUUGGGUGUACUAAGAGAGAAGUUUAACCUUCCAUCAUUUCAGCAUGAGGCUGCAG
Messenger RNA from Lacerta agilis (Sand lizard), 1309 nucleotides. RefSeq names its product band 4.1-like protein 3. The record is from RefSeq and is a predicted model, not a curated record. Lineage: Eukaryota; Metazoa; Chordata; Lepidosauria; Squamata; Lacertidae. The transcript has a single exon. The coding region runs from base 646 to 1230 and encodes 194 amino acids.